Messenger RNA from Lentinula edodes (shiitake mushroom), 1199 nucleotides. RefSeq names its product WD40-repeat-containing domain protein. Gene Ontology annotation, molecular function: structural molecule activity; protein binding. Gene Ontology annotation, biological process: protein import into nucleus; positive regulation of TOR signaling; COPII-coated vesicle budding. NCBI's taxonomy places the organism in Eukaryota, Fungi, Basidiomycota, Agaricomycetes, Agaricales, Omphalotaceae. The coding region runs from base 92 to 1108 and encodes 338 amino acids. The record is from RefSeq and is a predicted model, not a curated record. Gene Ontology annotation, cellular component: COPII vesicle coat; nuclear pore outer ring. The transcript is spliced from 6 exons.
CCUCGCUUUUCCUCGGUUGUCACCUGUUGUCACGCUGCCAUAGCAGUGCACUGACUGUGACGCCACGUCCUCUUCUUCUUAUUCAAACGCGAUGCCUUCAGCGACGGUAUCAGACUCUGUUCCCAUUGAAACUGCUCAUGAAGAUAUGAUUCAUGAUGCACAGUUAGACUAUUACGGAAAACGACUCGCUACUUGUUCCUCAGAUAGGACUGUCAAGGUUUUUGAUGUCGUUGAUGGAGAUGCUUCAAAAACAUCUGGCGGGCAUACACUGAAAGGACAUACAGGUCCCGUCUGGCAGGUCGCUUGGGCUCAUCCAAAAUUCGGCCACAUACUGGCUUCGUGUUCCUACGAUGGAAAAGUGUUAAUUUGGAAGGAACAACAAAGCCAGGCUUCGGCUGGCGGAUGGUCGAAAGUUGGCGAACAUACAUUGCACACCGCUUCUGUAAAUUCCGUUUCAUGGGCUCCUCAUGAGCUUGGAGCUAUGCUGGCGUGUGCAUCAUCCGACGGAAAGAUUUCUGUUCUUACUUUCAAAGAUGACGGUAGCUGGGUCGCCGACAUAUUCAAUGGACACGCCAUUGGAUGCAACGCCGUCUCCUGGGCCCCAGCCGUCAUACCCGGCUCUCUCAUCACUCCUCAACAACAAUCCAUUCCAGGCCAACAAUCUCAAACCCAAUCCGUGAAACGAUUUGCCAGCGCCGGCUGCGACAAUCUCGUAAAAAUCUGGGGAUACCGCGAGGACUCUCAAUCAUGGGUCGAGGAAGAUACGUUGGAAGGGCAUGCUGAUUGGGUUCGAGACGUCGCCUGGGCUCCGAAUAUCGGGCUUCCGAAAAGCUAUAUCGCUACUGCGUCGCAGGAUAAGACCGUGUUGAUUUGGACGAAGGAUACCGCGACUUCGCCUUGGGUGAAGACUGCUCUUGACCCGUCGUCUGCAUUAGCUUCGCCUUCGUCUUCUUCGGGAGCUUCUAGCAAGUUCCCUGAUGUUGUUUGGCGGGUAUCCUGGAGUCUAGCUGGUAAUUUACUUGCUGUCAGCUGCGGGGAUGGCAAAGUCACCCUCUGGAAGGAAAACUUGAAAGGUAUCUGGGAGUGUGUUAGUGACAUGAAUAGUUAACUAGCUGUAUGAAUUGGAACUAUUUCUCUAUACAUUUAUCACAUUGACCUUCUUCAACAUGUUUCAGUGUAUGCUGCCUAUUAUUGAAUUA